Beauveria bassiana ARSEF 2860 is the source of this 1095-nucleotide messenger RNA. RefSeq names its product F-box domain-containing protein. The coding region runs from base 1 to 1095 and encodes 364 amino acids. The record is from RefSeq and is a predicted model, not a curated record. The transcript has a single exon. NCBI's taxonomy places the organism in Eukaryota, Fungi, Ascomycota, Sordariomycetes, Hypocreales, Cordycipitaceae.
AUGGUCCAGUGGCUCGCCAACCCCACGACGCACGCCCAGCGUACCACCACCACCCCCCGCGAUGCCCUCCUCGCCAAGCGUCCCGCCCGCCGCGGCUAUUCCGUCACCGACUUCCAGGGCGAUGCCGUCCCUUUCGAUAUCCUCGCCGCCUUGCAAUCCGUCUCCCUUGGCGGCGGCUCCACUACCACGCCCGUCACGCCCUCACCGUCUUCCUCCUCCUCCUCCGCCGCGCACGUUCCCACCGAGGCUAGCAUCCCCGAAAACGCCGUCCUGCUCACCGCCUCCUCCACCACCGCGUCGUCCUCGGCGGCGGCUGCGGCUGCGGCGGGGCGGAGGCCAGAGUUGAAAAAGAAGAAGCCCCCGCGGCGAUCUUACUCGGCGACGGACAAGGAGCCUGAAGACGCCGUGCUCGCACCCAACCAGCCCCGGCCGUCGCCGCACGCUGCGCCCGGCGUCGUCGGACUGCUCGACCUCCCGCCCGAGCUCCACUACGCGCUGCUCGACUUUCUCGACCCCAUUGAUGCCGUGUGCCUCGGGCUCGCCCACCGCCAGCUGUACACGAUUCACCGCCGCAAAAAUAGCCGCGUCCCGCUGAGCAGCCGCUACGACGGGCCCAACGAUUUGGAGUGGGUGUGGCGCGGCGUCCGGCAUCAUCUGAAUCACCGCGGCAACAGCAGCAGCAGCAACAGCAGCAGCAGCAGCAGCAGCCAUCGUCGUAAACUGGAACAGACGUCGUCGUCGUCGUCGCGAGAUAAUGAUGACCCCCCCGCCGCGGCGCUCGACAAGCUCCGCGUCAAGGGCCAGGUAUACUGCCGCAAGUGCGGCAUCGCUCGCUGCGAGCUCCACCGCCACAUUAGGAGCUGGAUGGGCGACGGCUACCAGUACUGCGAGAUUACGGAGCGCUUUGGCCGACCGGCGCCCGACGGCGCCAAGUCGUACUGCUUCAUGAGCUCACCAAAGGACAGGCGCCGCUGCGGCAGGCACAGCGCGCUGAAAGCCAGCAGCAGCAGCGGCAGCGGCAGCCCAACGGCAUCAACAACGCCCGCGACGACACCACCCGCGGUGGACGCGUCUACAACGACGCUGUGGGCGUGA